This is a messenger RNA of Racocetra persica, 242 nucleotides long. The record is from the annotation of a GenBank genome assembly. Lineage: Eukaryota; Fungi; Glomeromycota; Glomeromycetes; Diversisporales; Gigasporaceae.
UACAAAAGAUAACAGCCCGUGAAUGGAUGUGCAAGAAUCCUAUUGAAGAAACGAUCGCAAGCCAAACCUCAACUUACGAUCUACCAUCAAAUCUAAAAAAGGAAAAGGGUUAUUCCGGUUUACCUGAGAGCGAAUUAAUGAAGCGUAAUUGUGGUAAUGAAGUUGGGAUUUUGACAAUGAGAAAAAUGGCAUGGAUGCUUUCUUUUGAUUUCGCUGCAGUAGCUGUGAAUGAAGAAUAUUAA